AUGAAGGAAGCAAUUGUGAAAGGGUUAGUGUUGCAAGCUGAGGAUUUUAAGACAUCUGGGUUCGAUUCGAGGGAUGCCCAGGUGUGUAAGUUGGUGGUGUAUGAAUUCGAUGUUGAGAUUGAUAAUAAAGUGAUGCCGUUGAAGUUGUUGGAGGAUGUGAACAGAUGGGAAUACGUGGAUUUUACCAUUUUCCAAACUGAGCACCCUGUUCGACCCGGUGACGAACAUGGGCUGCUACCAAGAAGUUGUGGCAGCUCAGUCGACAUCAUAUUCGUACAUUGCUUGGAGCAGAUGGUCCUAAAGACAGAAGUUGAACCAAUCACUGCAGCUCUCUACGAUUUCAGUGGAGGAGAAGUUAAGCCUGUAGGCGAGUGGUUAUUCUCCAUUCAUUGGAGUUAUUAG
Messenger RNA from Striga asiatica, 402 nucleotides. Lineage: Eukaryota; Viridiplantae; Streptophyta; Magnoliopsida; Lamiales; Orobanchaceae. The record is from the annotation of a GenBank genome assembly.